Messenger RNA from Xylona heveae TC161, 1403 nucleotides. RefSeq lists its product as hypothetical. The record is from RefSeq and is a predicted model, not a curated record. The transcript has a single exon. NCBI's taxonomy places the organism in Eukaryota, Fungi, Ascomycota, Xylonomycetes, Xylonales, Xylonaceae. Bases 89 to 1240 code for a protein of 383 amino acids.
CGUGACUCGAACUCUGAGUGGGAGACUUGUAUAGAGACGUGCAAUAGAGCUGUGUUGGACUCAGCAAGGCUCGCCACUUUCGAGAAAAAUGGAAGAUGGAGCCAUUCGAGUGCUGGACGCUGAAACCGUUGUGCAGCCUCAACUCGAUCAAAAGAAGACUCUAGGAGAUGUAUCGAAAGCCAAUGGCAGAGCAAAACUGGGGCAUAAGCGAAGCCUUUCGGGGAGUAUCUUGUCCAAGCUGUCUUUCCUGAGAAAUGGGCAAGAGGAAGAUGACACACAAGAGGAAGAAAAGCUUGAAGGUACACAAGAUGGAGUCGGGCGUGAUCUGGGGGAAGCGGACCACAUCAAUAAACCACGGGGAGCAAUGGCAGGGGUGGUCCAACAGCAACGAUCUAGGAGAAGAAAAGGGUCGCUGAGAAAGACUGCCUUGCUUGGCACUGGCAAGCUGCACCUGGAUAAUGAAGACCGCCGCCGCGGAGAAACCGCCGUGAAGGCGUCCGCCAGACAGAUGCCCUCUGAGUUUCCUGCGGACUUUCAUUCCAGUCAGUCAUUGCAAGGACCAAUGUCGGAUUCGAAAAGAAUGGAUGCGCACUCUUCGCAGGGCUCCGAGAUUCGCCUGGUUGAUGAACCCGCGUCUGACAACCUGGGACAAAGAACUGCGUAUGCCAUUGGCUAUCCUGGAUCAUCCGAGAUAACGAAAAUAAACACCUCGGCGCAGAAUGCAUCGCAUGCUCUUGGCUCGCCCGUUACAAGUCCAACGUUAUCCACUACCGACGACGAUGAAGUGCUAACUUUUCCGCAUCGAUAUGUGACGCCAUCAGCGCUGCGUCGUCCGUCGUCUGGAUCAGAUUCCUACUUUUCUUCCCAGCCCAGUGCACUGCAGCGGCGUCGUUCAGGGAACAAGUCAAAGGCAGCGGCUUUGGUGCCUGAUCCAUCAAGUUCUCUCGAAGAAUGGGACUACACAGAGACGGAGCGCUGGGGCUGGAUUGUCCUGGUCGUGACUUGGAUUGUAUUUGUGGUAGGAAUGGGAAGCUGUUUAGGUGUAUGGAGCUGGGCGUGGGACGUCGGCGAGACACCUUAUGCUCCUCCAGAAUUGGAAGAUGAUCCAACUCUACCCGUUGUGGGAUACUAUCCGGCUCUGAUAAUACUGACUGCGGUAAUGGCCUGGGUAUGGGUGGUAGUAGCUUGGGUGGGCAUGAAGUAUUUCAAGCAUGCACAGAUUUCCGGGGAAGAUGUUUGAAAAGGCACACUCGGGAAUUCUUGUAGGCGAUAGCAAAACUCUUUUGGAUGCAUUUCUCAUUUUUGUUUGUGCAGCUGAUGAUGCCACUUGUUGUCAUGCAGAGUGAAUAUCAGUCCCGUUGAUGAGUUGUUUCCCUCUCCGCAUCCUCCUCUUCCUCUUCUUC